Molecule: messenger RNA, 8444 nt
Organism: Zalophus californianus (California sea lion)
Lineage: Eukaryota; Metazoa; Chordata; Mammalia; Carnivora; Otariidae
Gene: ZAN
Product: zonadhesin
Exons: 44
Coding region: 8-8395 (2795 amino acids)
Cellular component (GO): membrane; extracellular matrix
Molecular function (GO): protein binding
Source: RefSeq, a predicted model, not a curated record
CUCCUGGAUGCCCAUCGCUGUCACCGUGCCUAUGGGGCUUGUCCUGCCCAGCCGGGUGGUGUUUGAGGGAGUGAGGGGCAGCACGGCUUACCUGGACAUCUCUCUGGAUGCCAUCUCUAUCCAUCGGGGCUCCUGCAAUCGCAUCUGCAUGAUGCAGACGUGCAGCUUCGAUGUUCCAAAUGAUCUCUGUGGCUGGAGCUGGAUCCCAACAGCCUCUGGGGCCAAGUGGGUCCAGAAGAAGGGGUCGUCCGGGGUGCCGAACGUGUGGCCUGAGGAUUUCUCUAGCCCUGGUAGUGGCUUCUACAUGCUCCUGGACCCCAAGAAUGCAAAACCGGGGCAGAAAUCUGUCCUCCUGAGCCCCCUGAGCCAUUCCUCUGGCUGUCUGAGUCUGUCCUUCCACUACAUCCUCCAUGGACAGUCACCUGGUGCAGCCCUCACCGUCUAUGCUUCCGUCUUGGGCAGCAUCCGGAAACACACUCUCUUCUCAGGACAACCUGGACCCAACUGGCAGCCUGUUUCUGUCAAUUACACAGGCCAGGGACAAAUUCAGUUCACCUUGGUGGGUGUGUUUGGAGAGACCCCAGAGCCAGCUGUGGCAGUGGAUGCAAUCAGCACUGCUCCCUGUGGGGAGAGCUUUCCUCAGUGUGACUUUGAAGAUGAUGCCCAUCCCUUCUGUGACUGGGCCCAGGCAUUAGGGGAUGGCGGACGCUGGACCCGGGGAAAUAAAAGUAUGCACAUCCAGGGUGCAGGCGCUUUUGAAGGUCACUAUAUUUACGUGGAGGCCGACAAGUUCUCUAAGGCGGGCCAGUCUUUCAGACUGGUGAGCCGGCCCUUCUGUGCCCCGGCUGCGAUCUGUGUGGAGUUUCCCUACCACAUGUAUGGCCCCGGAGAGGGUACUAAGCUCAGUCUCCUGCUGGAGAGUCCUGCGGGCAGUGCCCCAUCCACUCUCUGGCACCGCGUUGGGUCUCAGAGUCCCAGCUGGCUGAACACCUCUGUCACCAUCCCUUCGGGGCAUCAACAGCCCAUGCAGCUGAUCCUGGAGGCCAUCAGGGGUACCCACAGUGCCUUUGUCGUUGCUGUGGGUUUUAUCUUGAUCAAUCACGGGACUUGUCGAGGAACAGUGCCAACAGAGCUUCCUUCCAAAUCUCCAGUUUCCCUCCCUGGCCCUUCUGAAACCCCUGUCUCCACAGGAAAACCUAUGACUCCCACAGAAAAAUCUAUGGCCCCCACAGAAAAACCCAUGGCUCCCACAGAAAAACCCACUGUCCCCACAGAAAGAUCCAUGGCUUUCACAGAAAAACACACUGUCCCCAGUGAAAUAGCCACUGUCCCCACAAAAAGACCCAUGGCCCCCCCAGAAAAACUCACUGUGCCCACAGAAAGACCCAUGGUCCCCCCAGAAAAACUCACUGUGCCCACAGAAAGACCCAUGGUCCCCCCAGAAAAACUCACUGUGCCCACAGAAAGACCCAUGGUCCCCCCAGAAAAACACUCUGUCCCCAGUGAAAUAGCCACUGUCCCCACAGAAAGACCCAUGGUCCCCCCAGAAAAACACACUGUCCCCAGUGAAAUAGCCAUUGUCCCCACAGAAAGACCCAUGGCUCUCCCAGAAAAACUCACUGUCCCCAGUGAAAUAGCCACUGUCCCCACAGAAAGACCCCUGGCUCUCCCAGAAAAACUCACUGUCCCCAGUGAAAUAGCCACUGUCCCCACAGAAAAACCCACUGGUCCCAGUGAAAUAGCCACUGUCCCCACAGAAAGACCCAUGGUCCCCAAAGAAAAACACCCUGUCCCCAGUGAAAUAGCCACUGUCCCCACAGAAAAACCCGUGGCUCUCACAGAAAAACCUAUAACUGCCACAGAAAAACCCACUGUCCCCAGUGAAAUAGCCACUGUCUCCACAAAAAAGCCCAUAGUCCCCUCAGAAAUGUCCACUGUCUCGCCAGAAAAAUCCACCUUCCCCACAGAAAAACUCACCAUCCCCACUCAAAAGCCCACCAUCCCCACAGAAAAGCCCAAAGUUCCCACAGAAAAGCCCACUAUUCCCACUGAAAAACCGACUUUCCCCACUGAAGAGAACACUGUGCCUCCUGAAGAGACCACUGUCCCCCCUGAAGAGACCACUCUUCCUCCUGAAGAGCCCACUGUCUUCACUGAAGAGUCUACCAUCCCCGCUGAAGAAUCCACUGCCUCUGCUGAAGAGUCUGUUGUCCCCAUUGAAGAGACUACUGUACCCCUUGAAGAGCCCACUAUCCCCACAGAAAAACCCACCAUGCCCACUGAAAGGACCACCAUCUCCACAGAAAAGCCUACUAUCCCUGCAGAAAAGCCCACAGUCCACACUGAGAGAACCACCAUCCCCACAGAAAAACCCACCAUUCCCACGGAAAAACCUGUCAUCCCUAUGGAAAAAUCCAUCAUCCCCACAGAAAAGCCCGCCGUCCCCGCAGAAAAACCCGCCAUCCCCACAGCAAAACCCGCCAUCCCCACAGGAAAACCCACCGUCCCCACAGGAAAACCCACCGUCCCCACAGGAAAACCCAGCGUCCCAACAGCAAAAUCUACCAUCCCCACUGAAAGGCACACUGUCCCCACAGCAAAACCUACCAUUGCCAAAGAAAAACCCACUGUCCCCACAGGAAAACCCACCAUCCCCACUGAAAGGCCUACCAUCCCCACUGAAAGGCCUACCAUCCCCACUGAAAAGACCACCAUCUCCACAAAAAAACCCACUGUCCCCACUAAAAGCCCCACCAUCCCCACAGAAAAGCCCACUGUCCCUACAGAAAAAACUACCAUCCUCGCAGAAAGACCCACCAUCCCCACUGGAAAGACCACCAUCCCCACAGAAAAACCCACCGUCUCCACUGAAAAACCCAUCAUCCCCACAGAAAAAUCCACUGUCCCCACAGAAAAACUCACCAUCCCCGCAGAAAAAUCUACUGUCCCCACUGAAAGGCACACAGUUCCUACGACACCCCAGCCCAGCCCAACACUUGUACCAAUUGGGCCAACAGUCUUGGUGAUGCCUCCUACAACUACUCCAAGUACCUCCAUGACCACUACAACCCCUAGACAUACUCCAGCGAGGUGCCCCCCAAAUGCCCACUAUGAGCCCUGCGCCUGCCCAGCAUCCUGCCAGAGACCCAAGCCCAACUGUGGGCCCCCCUGCAAACCCGGCUGUGUCUGCAAUUCUGGCUUUUUGUUUCAUGAGUCCCGCUGCAUCCAUCCCUCUUCCUGCAAUUGCUUCUACAACAACAAUUACUAUAAGCCUGGGGCGGAGUGGUUCAGCUCCAACUGCACAGAACGUUGCCGCUGCAAGCCUGGCAGUCGGAUGGAGUGUCAGAUCUUCCAGUGCGGGACUCACACGGUGUGCCAGCUGAAAAACGGCCAGUACGGAUGCCAGCCCUACGGCCGUGCCACCUGCGUCGUCUAUGGAGACCCUCAUCAAAUCACCUUUGAUGGGAGGCACUUCAACUUCAUGGGCAAAUGCACCUACAUCUUGGCCCAACCCUGUGGCAACUCGACAGAGCCAUUCUUCAAGGUGGCGGCGAAGAAUGAGGGCGGAGGACAGGAAAGCAUCUCCAGCCUGAGCAAAAUCUACGUGACACUACCCAAGGUCACCAUCACGCUGCUCAGGGGCAGGCGCGUGCUGGUUGGGAGUCAGCAAGUCACCCUCCCCGCCAUACCUUCGAAAGGCAUUUUCCUGGCUUCAAGUGGGCGAUUUGUGGAGCUGCAGACAGUGUUUGGUUUGCGGGUGAGAUGGGAUGGUGACCAGCAGCUGUAUAUGAGUGUGCCCAGCACCUACUCUAGGAAACUCUGUGGCCUCUGUGGCAACUACGACGGGGACGGCAGCAACGACAACCAGAAGCCGGACGGCAGCCCAGCGCAGGACGUGGAGGAGCUGGGCAAAAGCUGGCAGACAGCGGGGGGCGAGGACAAGGAUCUGUCGGCACUAGAGUUGUGUGGACGGCUCGUGAACACCCACGGAGCCUUUGAGGCAUGUCUGCCUCACCUCGAGGCCUCUCUGUUCCUCAAGAACUGCGUGUUUGACAUGUGUAAAUUCCAGCGGCUGCAGUCAGUGCUGUGUGCCCACAUGGCAGCUUUGACCGAGAUCUGCCAGGAUGCCGGCUACGCAGUGAAGCCCUGGAGGGGACCCCAGUUCUGCCCUCUGACCUGCCCGCCCAACAGCAGGUACACUCUGUGCGCCGGGCUGUGCCCAGCCACCUGCCAUCCCAGCUUCUCUGGGAUGUCCUGCCAGAACCGAUGCGUGGAGGGCUGUGAGUGCAACCCGGGCUUCGUGCUCAGCGGUCUCCAGUGUGUCCCUCGGUCCCAGUGCGGGUGCUUCGACCCCAUGGUGGGCUACUUCAAGGUAGGGGAGCAGUGGCUCAAGCCAGGCUGCAGACAGCUCUGUGUCUGCGCGGGCAACGGUAAAGUUCACUGCAUGCAGUGGAGGUGCCAGGCCCAGGAGAUCUGUCGUCAGCAGGAUGGCACCUAUGGCUGCCAUGCCCAAGGGACUGCCACCUGCAGUGUCUCAGGGGACCCCCACUACCUGACAUUCGACGGAGCCCUGCACCACUUCAUGGGCACCUGCGCCUAUAUCCUGACCCGACCUUGCCAGUCUAGGUACCUAGAGAACUACUUCAUUGUGAGCACCACCAAUGAGUUUCGCGGCGGGAACUUGGAGGCCUCCUAUGUCAGAGCCGUCAAUGUGCAGGUCUUCGACCUGAGAAUCUCACUGAUCAAAGGGCAUAAGGUCAUGCUGAACGGUCGCCGGGUGGCCCUGCCUCUGUGGCCCGCACAAGGCCGGGUGAGCAUAAGGCCCAGUGGCUCCUUUACCCUCCUCUACACGGACUUUGGGCUUCAAGUUCGCUAUGAUGGGAAUCACCUGGUCGAAGUGACAGUGCCGUCUUCCUACACCGGGCAGCUCUGCGGGUUGUGUGGCAACUACAACAACAAUAGCCUGGAUGAUAGUCUGUUCCCCAGUAAAAGGCCUACGGCCAGCUCUGUCCACCUGGGGGUCGCCUGGAAGUUACCGGAGUACUCUGAACCGGGCUGCUUUGUUGAGGGUGGCAAGCCCUCCAGAUGCCUGGAGAACAAAGAGGCAAACAACUGGGAAAAGCAUUGUGAUAUCUUAAUGAACCCUCGGGGACCCUUCUCCCAGUGCCACGGGGUGGUGCCCCCCCAGUCCAGCUUCGCCAGCUGUGUGUAUGGCCAGUGUGAGACCACGGGUGACUCCCUGACCCUGUGCCGCUCCCUGCAGGCCUAUGCAUCCCUGUGCGCGCAUGCCGGCCAGGCCCUCACCUGGCGAAAUAGCAGCUUCUGCCCUCUGAAGUGCCCCCCCGGAAGCAGCUACAGCCCCUGUGCCAAUCCCUGCCCGGUCACCUGCCUCAGCCUGAACACCCCAAAAGACUGCCCAGCAGGGCUGCCCUGUACCGAAGGCUGUGAGUGCCAGAAAGGCCACAUCCUGAGCGGAACCUCCUGUGUGCCCUUCAGCCAGUGUGGCUGCACCCACCAGGACGGUUCCUACCAUCCGGUCGGGGAGAGCUGGUACACAGACAACACGUGUUCCAGGCUCUGCACCUGUUCCGCGAACAGCAACAUCUCCUGCCACCAGAGCACCUGCAAGCCGGGCCGGCUGUGCUGGCCCCUGGACGGCCUGCUGCGCUGCCGCCAAGCGGGCAUGGGAGUGUGCCAUACCUCGGACCGCUCCCCGUAUGUGACGUUCGAUGGCGCUCGCCAUACCAUCCGGGACACCUGCACUUAUGUCCUGGUGAAAGUGUGCCACUCCACCAUGGACCUGCCUUUCUUCAAGAUCAGUGGCAAGCACGGGAAGCUGAGAGGCCGCUCCACUGCUUUCUACCUCCGCCGGGUCAAUAUGGACAUCUCUGACACCCGGGUCACCUUGGGAAAGAACCACCACGUGCUGAUCAACGGCACACGGGUCACUCUUCCCUCGACCACCCAGAUCCGGGGGGUCAGAAUCAUAGCCAGCGGCAUCUACACCGUACUCAAUGUUAACAUCGGGCUGCAGGUCAAGUUUGACGGCAAGGGCUUCUUAGAGGUUCAGCUCCCUACGGCCUAUUACCAAAAGGUCUGCGGCUUGUGUGGGAACUUCAAUGAUGAGGAAGAAGAUGAGCUCAUGAUGCCCAGUGAUGAACUAGCCCAGAAUGACACUGAAUUGGUGGACAGUUGGCAAGAUAGGGCGAAUGACCCAAAAUGCCAACCAGAUGACCAGAAGAUCCAAACAGAAACGCAGGAGAAGCCGAAUACAAACUGCAGGAAGGCUGACCUAGCCAGAGCCCAGGAACGGUGCCAGAAGGCCUUUCAGGCUCCAGCCUGGGCUAAGUGUGCCAGCCACAUGGUCCUCAGGCCCUUCCUGCUCAGCUGUACCAACAACCUCUGUCAGUUUGGAGGCCUGAACCGCACCCUCUGUGAAUCUUUGGAAAGCUUCGGGGCCGCCUGCCGGGCCCAGGGGCUCAAGCCCCCGAUCUGGAGAAACAGCAGCUUCUGCCCUCUGGAAUGUCCUGCCCACAGCAGCUACUCAACCUGCCUUCCCUCCUGCCCACCUUCCUGCUUGGACCUGACGGGCCGGUGCAGUGGCCCCAAAGUCCCCUCCACCUGCAAGGAGGGCUGCCUUUGUCGGCCUGGCUACAUGCUCAGUGGGCAACAGUGCGUGCGCAGGACUCAGUGUGGUUGCACGGACGACUACAGCAGCUAUUUCCCCGACGGUAAGACCUGGAUCUCCAUUCGCUGCACGAAGAGCUGUGCCUGCACCACAGGAACCAUUCACUGCCAGCCCUUCAGGUGCCCCCCUGGCUCCCAUUGCGAGCCCCAGCCUGGGGGCACUGGUGGCUGUGAAAUUAACAAGUCCAAACAAUGCUCCAUUUAUGGGGACCCCCAUUACCGUACAUUUGAUGGCCUCACCUACCUCUUCCGGGGCCGCAUGACCUACACUCUGAUAAAGACCAUUGGUAAGCUCCCUGCUGGGGUGGUGCCUCUGGUCGUGGAGGGGCGCAACAAAGUGUAUUCGUCCUGGAGACCCAUCUACCUGCACGAGAUCAUCGUGAUCAUCUACGACUACACAGUCCAGCUCAAGGCUCAUCUGGAGCUGGUGGUCAACAACCAGAAGAUGGGCAUCCCCUACAAGCCCAGCGACCGUCUGCAGGUUGCCCUGCGGGGCCAUCGCCUGUAUCUGAUCACCGACUUCAAGAUGGUUGUCACCUUCGAUGGAGGCAAAAACGCAGUGAUCAUGCUGCCCAACCAGUAUAAGGGGCUCGUGCGCGGCCUGUGUGGGAAUUAUGACGGGAACAAGAGGAAUGACUUUAUGCUGCCCAACGGCACCGUCACCCAGAACCUCGUCGGCUUUGGCAACAGCUGGGAGGUACAGAGGAUCAAGGGAGGUGACCUCGCCCGCUUCUCAAGGGCCAUACAAGAGGAGGAGGGGAAGGAGUCAGGCUUCCCUGUGUCGGAAUGCAGCCCAGAGCAGCUGGAGCUCAUCAACAGCACCCAGGCGUGUGGGGUGCUGGUGGACCCCCAGGGCCCCUUUGCCGCCUGUCACCAGACCGUGGCCCCAGAGCCCUUCCAGGAGCACUGUGUGCUGGAUCUGUGUGCCGCCGGGAGCCCCAGAGAGCAGGAGGAGUUGCGCUGCCAGGUCCUCAGCGGGUACGCCAUCAUCUGCCAGGAGGCGGGCGCCACCCUGACCAGCUGGCGGGACCACACCCGCUGCGCCUUGGCAUGUCCGGCCAACACCGUCUACCAGAGCUGUAUGACACCCUGCCCGGCCUCCUGUGCCCACCCGACGGCCCCUAGGGACUGCGAGGGCCCCUGUGUGGAGGGCUGUGCCAGCCUCCCGGGCUACAUCUACAGUGGGGCCCGGAGCCUCCCCCUGGCCCACUGUGGCUGCACCAACCACGGCGUCUACUACCAGCGGGGUGACAGCUUUGUGACUGAGGACUGCUCCCAGCGCUGCACCUGUGCCCGCUCAGGGGUGCUGGUGUGUGAGCCCCUCAGCUGCCGUGCUGGGGAGAUCUGCACCCUGGGGAACCUCACUCGUGGCUGCUUCCGAGAAAGCCCAUGUCUACGGAACCCCUGUCAGAAUGAUGGGCGGUGCUGGGAGCAGGGAACCCACUUCGCCUGUGAGUGCGAACCUGGUUAUGGGGGACACCUCUGCACGGAGCCUCGGGAUGUGCCACCCCCUGGAGAGGCCGCAUCCAACUUUGGGGCCGUCCUGUUGGGGACGCUUGUGCUUGUGGUGGUCCUAGUGCCCACAGUGACCAGAGAAUGUGUUUCCAGGAAGAGGAGGAGGAGGGAGAAAACGCAGAGCCAGAACAGAGGCAGGCUGGCAGACGCUGAUUUUGUUCCGGAGCAUGCCCUUCAAGUCCCUCAGUUUUGAGUUGUCCUCAGAAAGGGAGAGAGAAAAUAAAAUUUAUUUUUGAAAUGUG